ACUGUCUUCCAUGGCAAAUGGGUUAUUGAAGUAAAAAUGUCCAGGAAAAUCCAUGGAGGUUCUGUGGUGGAGAUGCAAGGAGAUGAAAUGACACGAAUCAUUUGGGAAUUGAUUAAGGAAAAACUCAUUCUUCCCUAUGUGGAACUGGAUCUGCAUAGCUAUGAUUUAGGCAUAGAGAAUCGUGAUGCCACCAAUGACCAGGUCACCAAAGAUGCUGCAGAGGCUAUAAAGAAAUACAACGUGGGCGUCAAGUGUGCUACCAUCACCCCCGAUGAGAAGAGGGUUGAAGAAUUCAAGUUGAAACAAAUGUGGAAAUCCCCAAAUGGCACCAUCCGAAACAUUCUGGGUGGCACUGUCUUCAGGGAAGCUAUUAUCUGCAAAAAUAUCCCCCGGCUAGUGACAGGCUGGGUAAAACCCAUCAUCAUUGGCCGACAUGCAUACGGGGACCAAUACAGAGCAACUGAUUUUGUUGUUCCUGGGCCUGGAAAAGUAGAGAUAACCUACACACCAAAAGAUGGAACUCAGAAGGUGACAUACAUGGUACAUGACUUUGAAGAAGGUGGUGGUGUUGCCAUGGGCAUGUACAACCAGGAUAAGUCAAUUGAAGACUUUGCACACAGUUCCUUCCAAAUGGCUCUGUCGAAGGGCUGGCCUUUGUAUCUCAGCACCAAGAACACUAUUCUGAAGAAGUAUGAUGGGCGUUUCAAAGACAUCUUCCAGGAGAUCUAUGACAAGAAAUACAAGUCCCAGUUUGAAGCUCAGAAGAUCUGGUAUGAACACAGGCUCAUAGAUGACAUGGUGGCCCAAGCUAUGAAGUCCGAGGGAGGCUUCAUCUGGGCCUGUAAGAACUAUGAUGGGGAUGUGCAGUCAGACUCAGUCGCCCAAGGUUAUGGCUCCCUUGGCAUGAUGACCAGUGUGCUGAUUUGUCCAGAUGGUAAGACGGUAGAAGCAGAGGCUGCCCAUGGCACUGUCACACGUCACUACCGCAUGUACCAGAAAGGGCAAGAGACGUCCACCAACCCCAUUGCUUCCAUUUUUGCCUGGUCCCGAGGGUUAGCCCACAGAGCAAAGCUUGAUAACAAUACUGAGCUCAGCUUCUUCGCAAAGGCUUUGGAAGACGUCUGCAUUGAGACCAUUGAGGCUGGCUUUAUGACUAAGGACUUGGCUGCUUGCAUUAAAGGCUUACCCAAUGUACAACGUUCUGACUACUUGAAUACAUUUGAGUUUAUGGACAAACUUGGAGAAAACUUGAAGGCCAAAUUAGCUCAGGCCAAACUGUUUGGAAGUUUAGGAGGGAGAAACAGUGUGGAACAGAACAAUGGCUUUGGACUGGGUGAUCUCUUCACCCCUCUUGCUCUCAAAGAUACUGGGAGUCACUCAAAUGAGUGCCACUACAUUGCCCAAGCCCAGCAUCUGGCCAAGAGCCAGUUAAUGUCUAAAACAACUAUCAGAUGGCAGCUGCUGACUAAUGUGUCCACAGGCUAA
Messenger RNA from Mus caroli (Ryukyu mouse), 1485 nucleotides. The record is from RefSeq and is a predicted model, not a curated record. NCBI's taxonomy places the organism in Eukaryota, Metazoa, Chordata, Mammalia, Rodentia, Muridae.